Molecule: messenger RNA, 2635 nt
Organism: Durusdinium trenchii
Lineage: Eukaryota; Dinophyceae; Suessiales; Symbiodiniaceae
Source: the annotation of a GenBank genome assembly
GUUCUGUUGACUUCUUUGCUUGGGCUUCACUCGACACACGGUAGGGCGGCGAACCUCGCGCGCGGGGCACCAUGCAUGGACUCAUCCAUCUGGUCUUCAAGAACUUUGUGCUGGAAACCUGGGGUGAAGACGCCUGGAAGACGUGCCUCGAAAAGGCCAAGCUCGCUGAAGGCGGCUUGCUGGGGCAGAUUGGACACUCCGAUAGCGUCACGAUGGCACUCUUCAACGUGGUUUGUGAAUGCCAGGAGAUUCCUUCACCUGACUUGCUGGAACGAUUUGGGCAAUUCUUUCUGAAGCACGUUGUAGAGGAGGGCUACAUCACCUUUCUCCAUACCAUGGGACGAAGCUUAUCCGAGAUCGUCUCCAACAUCAACGUUCUCCACAAUGCUGUGCUGCGGGAGAAGAUGUCCUGCGUCUUUCCACAGAUCGAGGUGACACACAUCUCCGGGGACCCCGAGAUUGACCAGAGCUACGUCUUCCGCCUUUGCUAUGGAAGCACUCGCUAUGGUUUGGACGCCUUCCUCCUGGGCGUGCUGCGUGGCCUUGCCUUUAUCCUCUUCUACUCCACCAUCGAUGUGGAGGACACGUCGACCUCGGAGCCCGCCGACUUCACCAUGAUGCCAGUGCAAUCCUCUUGGCGAGUCACAGUUCACCGUCAAGAUCAGGGGAAAGGCCCCGAUCGAGUGGAGAAGAUCCGCAGCGAGUGCUCUUCCCGCGGCGAGUCGAAUCGCCGCGGCAGCUUCUUCGACUUUCACACGUUAAUGGCCUCCAUGUGGAGCUGCGUCUCCUGCGUGGACUCCGGUGCCGCCCACGGCCGGCCGAGUGGCGACGGUGUGUCCGAGCGUGGGCGGUCGUGGCCGACUGAGCUGCCAGACCUGGGUCCCGAAGUGCGAAGCAUCGUUUUAGACAAACAGGAAAACAUUGACAAAAUCUUGGAAUCUUAUACUCUCUCAGAGCAGAAGCAAUCCUACGACUCCUUAGUGAAAUCGCUCACGGGAACCGACCGCUUGCGACUGGCUGCCGUGCUCUUCCGGGGCAUUUGCGCCAGUCACGUGGCGGCCGGCUGGACCGAGUUGGAUCAACGGCCCGACGUGGUCGACUUCUGGGACAUCCAGGGCCAUGCCGAUAGCUGUGGGAACAUGCUGAAGAAGGUGAAUCAUCCGGAAAAAGAAGAAGGCUAUCGUACUUCGAAGGACUGGUUAGGCAGCGAAGAAAGCAUGGCCAAGUGUCGGCAGACGAACGGUCACAUCGUGUUCGUGUCGCACUGCUGGAACAAGCCGGUGGGUUGGGCCGAGACCAUGGCAAAGCAAACCAGCUUCCCGCAGACGAAAGCUGCAGAGCUUUGCUGCUAUGCUAAAGAUGCUUGCAGGAACCUGUAUGGGGAUGCCAGCACUUGGGGCAGCAUCGGCUUCUGGAUCGACAAGGCAUGCAUCCCCCAGGGUGAUCCAGACAUGAUGGCGCUCUGCGUCAAUUUGCUUGAAGAGUUUAUCGCUCUCUCUGAUGGGAUGAUCGUUUUGGCCUCCUGGAACUACUUCUCGAGGCUUUGGUGUGUCUACGAAUGGGUGUGUGGCUUGCUGAUCCAUAGCGCCAUGGAGAUUGAGAUCCUGGCAGAUCCCUUCAUUCGUGACUCCACCGUCGACACAUACCUGCUGUGCAUUCGCAACUUCAGCGUCGCCAAGUGCAACUGUAACAACGAGAGUGACCGGCAGACAUUGAUCGACAAGGUCCACGCCUACUACAAGUCGGUGGCAGACUUCGAGCGGUUUUUUCAAUGUUCGGUCAUCGUGUGUUUCUGCCGUUGCAUCGUGAAGCGACGCCUCAUGACACAGCGCGAGCAUGAAGUGCUGAAACCCUGGAGCGACCUCUCCAAGGCUUGUGGCUUCGAAGAAAUGGCCCUGCUAAUCCGCCAGCUCUCCAAGAGCCUUGCCAGGUUUCAAGAAGAGGCCCGGAACAGCAGCAACAGCGGGAGUAGCUUCGACGUCCAAGCAGCCUUCAGUUCCAAAGUGGACGAUUGGUUUAGCAACAACGUGGCGCCCUUGCUCUUCGCGGAGCAAGAGCAGGCCACGAACCACUUUGGGAUGACCUACAUCCGAAACCUGCGCACCUUGACGGACAACGCCAAGCACAGCUCACAGACUCUGAACGACUGGUUGGACUCCACAUCGGGUGGCCAGGGAGUCCUGCUUCGGAGCCACCGCAGGGCAUUGUAUUCUGCUGCGUUCAUUCCUGAAACUCCCCAGCCUUCGAGCAGCACGCUGGGCGGAUCCAUGAGGCCCUCUUCACUGCAACCCCUGCUGUCUCCCAACGUUUCCCAGGAGUUCCGGAGUCCCGUGGACACGGCCUUGGGUGAUUUCAUGAGGAGUGCGGCCCUCGAGACGUCACUCCUGAGAAGAUAAGGCGGCGAAGAGCCGGGCAAACAUCCUUCACAUUGUCGGCUGCUCCACAAGACGCGGUUUCAUCUCGCGGUUGGGGGGGGGUGUUGUUCAAGACGUGAGGUAUUCCUCAGAUGUGUCACUCAGCAGAACCUCUGAAGGAUCUUCCAGACUUGAGCUGGUGUUUCGAGCCCUGCGGAAGAGGAUUCCCCAUCUCCGCUCCCACCGGGAAAAACCGAGCCAUCCUGGCCCAGACACUCUCU